AUGAAAGUUGUGAAGAAGAAGGAUUUGGAACGACUUAAUGAGGAGCUGAGAGGUAUUGAAGGUGUAGCAACAGCUCUCGGAACCCAUACGAGCACAGGGAUUCCUGAUGAUGAAAAGAAGAUCAAUCAACGACGUAAAAUAUUCGGCUCAAACACAUAUAAAAAGCCACGCCCAAAAGGUUUUUUCCGCGCCGUAUACCGACCUCUAGAUGAAUUUGCCAUUUUAAAUGAUUUCGUGAACGUUGUUGCUGCCGUUAUCCUUUUCGUUGCUGCCUACGGCAUCGGUAGCUGCAUGCCCUCUUCAGCUCGCAAGUCCAAAGCGAUCAUCAGCGGAGACGAAAUCGAAGUUUUGAGAGGUGGAGAAAGCAAGAAGGUUUCGAAAUCCGAAAUCGUUGUGGGAGAUGUGGUUUGCUUAAAGAUCGGAGACGAAGUUCCAGCAGACGGCUUGUUCUUACGAGGGAAUAAUCUGCAAUUAGAGGAGAGGGAUAGUGAGAUCAGUGGCCGUGCCGUACAAGUAGUUAACGAGGAGAAUCCAUUUCUGUUUUCUGGAUCUCAAGUUGUUGACGGUUAUGGUGGAUGCCAGAUGAUGGUCACUUCAGUUGGCAUGAAGGCGAAAUGGUGCAAAAUGAUGAGGAAACCCAGUUGCGGUUCAAGUGAUGAGAAAAUUGACACGGUAGAAGAUCAAGUAUACAAGCUUACUUGUUCAAUACGUAACAAGGUUGGUCUGCCAAUUGCCUUACUCGGUUUGAUAGCCUUCCUUGCCCGAUACUUCACCGGGAAUACCAAAAACGAUGAAGGAAAACAGGAAAUCAUUAAUGGUAAAAUCAAGGUUGAAUUUUGGGAUUCAUCAUUGCUGGAAUUUAUAGCAACUGCUUUUAUCACUGUGGUUGUCGUAAUCCCAGAAAGCUUGCGAUUAGGCGUGGCUCUUACCACUUUCUAUUCAAAGAAGAGAUUGAUGGCUGACAUGGAAAUGGUGAGUGACACUUCUGUCUCCCGUUGUGAGACAAUGGGAUCUGUCACCACCAUCUGUACCAGCAAAACAGGCAUUCUCACCAUGAACCGGAUGGAGGUCAAAGAGUUUUAUCUCGGCGAGCACUCUGUUUUGGAAAAAGAGGCUUAUUUGACAAAUGCUUCUACUCACGUUAAAAAUUUGUUGAAAGAGGGAAUCGCUCUGAAUACGAGUCCUAGUACUCCAACUGAUAAAGCAAUUCUUUCAUGGGCAGUUCGUGUCUUGGAUAUGGAUAUGGAAGUGAAAUGCAGGUGUCUGGUUCUUCGUCCUGAUCAUCGUGAUGAUGAGGCUGAUUUAAACAUUAAUUCGCAGAAGAAGAAACGAAGUGGGGUUUUGAUGAAGAGGGAGGUAGACAACACAGUCCACGUUCAUUGGAAAGGAGAAGCAGAGGCGAUUUUAGAGAUGUGUUCUAGCUACUACGACAAUUCAAUUUCUAGAAACCCCAUAGAUCUCGAUGAUGAACAAAAAGUUAAAUUCCGACGCAUCGUUCAACAUAUGACGGAGAGAAGCCUCCAGUGCAUCGCUUUUGCACACAAUCAAGUUGAACCGGUCGAUGGAUGUCACACACUGAAAGAAGAUGGUCUGGUACUAUUAGGACUGGUUGGCAUCAAAGAUCCAUGCCGUCCAAAAAUGAAAGCAGCCGUGAAAGAUUGCCAGAAUGCUGGAGUAGAUGUCAAGAUCUUCACCAGCGACAACAUUUCCUCAGCAGAAGACAUAGCCAGAGAGUGUGGAAUACUACUCGAUACAGAUGAUUAG
Messenger RNA from Ziziphus jujuba (common jujube), 1764 nucleotides. RefSeq names its product calcium-transporting ATPase 12, plasma membrane-type-like. Bases 1 to 1764 code for a protein of 587 amino acids. The transcript has a single exon. Gene Ontology annotation, cellular component: intracellular membrane-bounded organelle. Lineage: Eukaryota; Viridiplantae; Streptophyta; Magnoliopsida; Rosales; Rhamnaceae. The record is from RefSeq and is a predicted model, not a curated record. Gene Ontology annotation, molecular function: nucleotide binding; P-type calcium transporter activity.